UCCGUUUCCGGUGGCUCGUCGCGCUCGCUCACUCCAGCUGCAGCCACUCUUGCCCGUGGCUGCUUCCUCCAUCCUGGUAUUUUUUGGAGCCUCCAUCCUGGUUCUUCCAAAGUGCCCGGACCCAAAACAGGAAAGUGUUGCAGAGGUAAGAAUAUGGGAGAGAAGCAGUCUGGAUAACAUGAAGGUGAUGCUGGUGUCUAAGGGAAAGCGACUUGAUUCUGUGGGAAGGGCUAUACCUGAUUCAUCUAUUUUCUAGAUUUGAGUAUGAGCACAGUUGAAGAGGAUUCUGACACAGUAACAGUAGAAACUGUGAACUCUGUGACUUUGACUCAGGACACAGACGGGAACCUCAUUCUUCAUUGCCCUCAGAAUGAAGCUGAUGAAAUAGACUCAGAAGAUAGUACUGAACCUCCACAUAAAAGGCUUUGUCUGUCUUCUGAGGAUGAUCAGAGUAUUGACGAUUCUACUCCUUGCAUAUCAGUUGUUGCACUUCCACUUUCAGAAAAUGAUCAGAGCUUUGAGGUGACCAUGACUGCAACCACAGAGGUGGCAGAUGAUGAGAUUACUGAGGGAACUGUGACCCAGAUCCAGAUUCUACAGAAUGAACAACUAGAUGAUAUAUCUCCCUUGGGUAAUGAGGAAGUUUCAGCAGUUAGCCAAGCAUGGUUUACAACUAAAGAAGAUAAGGAUUCUCUGACUAACAAAGGACAUAAAUGGAAACAGGGGAUGUGGUCUAAGGAAGAAAUUGAUAUUUUGAUGAACAAUAUUGAACGCUAUCUAAAGGCACGCGGAAUAAAAGAUGCUACAGAAAUCAUCUUUGAGAUGUCAAAAGACGAAAGAAAAGAUUUCUACAGGACUAUAGCAUGGGGUCUGAACCGGCCUUUGUUUGCAGUUUAUAGAAGAGUGCUUCGCAUGUAUGAUGACAGAAACCAUGUGGGAAAAUAUACACCUGAAGAAAUUGAAAAGCUCAAGGAGCUCCGGAUAAAGCAUGGCAAUGACUGGGCAACAAUAGGGGCGGCGCUAGGAAGAAGCGCGUCUUCCGUCAAAGAUCGGUGCCGACUGAUGAAGGAUACUUGCAACACAGGGAAGUGGACAGAAGAAGAGGAAAAGAGACUUGCAGAGGUGGUUCAUGAAUUGACAAGCACUGAGCCAGGUGACAUAGUGACACAGGGCGUGUCAUGGGCAGCUGUGGCAGAGCGAGUGGGUACCCGCUCAGAAAAGCAGUGUCGUUCUAAAUGGCUCAACUACCUGAACUGGAAACAGAGUGGAGGAACUGAAUGGACCAAGGAAGAUGAAAUCAAUCUCAUCCUCAGGAUAGCAGAGCUUGAUGUAGCUGAUGAAAAUGACAUCAACUGGGAUCUGUUAGCGGAGGGAUGGAGCAGUGUCCGUUCACCACAAUGGCUUCGAAGUAAAUGGUGGACCAUCAAAAGGCAGAUUGCAAAUCAUAAGGAUGUUUCGUUCCCUGUCUUAAUAAAAGGUCUUAAACAGUUACAUGAGAAUCAAAAAAACAACCCAACGCUUUUGGAGAAUAAAUCAGGAUCUGGAGUUCCAAACAGUAAUUCCAAUUCCAGUGUACAGCAUGUUCAGAUCAGAGUCGCCCGCUUGGAAGACAAUACAGCCAUCUCUCCAAGCCCCAUGACAGCCUUGCAGAUUCCAGUCCAAAUCACUCAUGUCUCUUCAACAGAGUCCCCUGCUGCUACUGUUGACUCGGAAACAAUAACACUAAACAGUGGAACACUACAGGCAUUUGAGAUUCUUCCAUCUUUCCAUUUACAGCCCACUGGCACUCCAGGUACCUACCUACUUCAGACAAGCUCAAGCCAAGGCCUUCCCCUCACUCUGACGGCUAGUCCCACAGUAACCCUGACAGCUGCUGCUCCUGCUUCUCCUGAACAGAUCAUUGUUCACGCUUUAUCCCCAGAACAUUUGUUGAACACAAGUGACAACGUCACAGUGCAAUGUCACACACCACGAGUCAUCAUUCAGACCGUUGCCACAGAGGACAUCACUUCUUCCAUAUCCCAAGCAGAACUGACAGUAGAUAGUGAUAUUCACUCAUCUGAUUUUCCUGAGCCUCCAGAUGCCCUAGAAGCAGACACUUUCCCAGAUGAAAUUCAUCAGCCUAAGAUAACUGUAGAGCCAUCAUUUAAUGAUGCUCAUGUAUCCAAAUUCAAUGACCAAAAUAGCACAGAACUGAUGAAUAGUGUUAUGGUCAGAACAGAAGAAAUCUCUGACACCGACCUGAAACAAGAGGAGUCGUCUUCUCCCUUAGCCCGUGCUUAUGUUACUGAGGGUCUAGAGUCUCCUACCAUAGAAGAACAAGUUGAUCAAACCACCAUCGAUGAUGAAACCAUUCUUAUCGUUCCUUCACCACAUGGCUUCAUCCAGGCAUCUGAUGUUAUAGAUACUGAAUCUGUCUUGCCUUUGACAACACUAACAGAUCCCAUACUCCAACAUCAUCGAGAAGAAUCAAAUAUAAUUGGAUCAUCUUUGGGCAGUCCUGUUUCAGAAGACUCAAAGGAUGUUGAGGAUUUGGUCAACUGUCAUUAGGUAAUUCUUCAGAGACAGGUAGCUCAGGCAGAGAAGCCACACUGUUAAUUACAACAUCUCCAAAGAAAUAGGAGCAACUCCCAAGAGGCUUAAUUCACCAUUCCUUUGGCUUUUAAAUAGCUACAAUGCUUAAAGCCACAUACAUGUUGCUGCUAUGACUUUUACCUCCUUAAACUAUACCAUCUGAGGUCUAGUCUUAGGACAGUGUGUAGAUGAACUGAGUAUGGAAGUGUUAACUGCAUACAUCCCUGUGGUUCAUGUUAACUGUCAGCAGGGAAUUUUAUUCACUUCAGCUCCUGAGAAAAGUUUACAGUCACCAAAGCUUACCUACUCUGUUUUAAAAGCAGUCAUACUCAUCUCUAAACACUGGACAUGGCUCUAUCCAGUCUCAAGUAGUCCUGUUCAUAUUUCAGAAACGUCCCAUCGACAAUGUGGCAUAGAGCUUACCGGUGACACUCGAAAUGUUAAGUAUCCUUAGUUUGAAAGGUGACCAGCAUCCCAUACAGAGACCUAGGUGGGGACUGUGGCCGUUACUGUUGGUUUACCCAUUGCUGGCAGUGGGAGCUGAUUCAGGCUGGGGACACAAAGAAGCAUUACAAGAUUUAAGAACAUUCACUACAGGUUUUUAUGACUUAGAAAGGGCAUAUGGAAGAGAAUAGCAACACAGCUCACCAGAAGAUAAGUAGAGGUUUCACCCCUUCAGAACCCACUGUUGUCAGUUUACAAAGUUAGCACUUUGAAGUAAAAUUAAACUAAAUGGGACAGGAAGGUUGCUUACCCUAUACUAUGACUCUUAGAUGUUUUGCUAUACAAAUUACCCAGGAAACAGUUGAGGAAGGUAUCAGAGUCUGCCCUUCACUUUAGUGCAUUAGCUGGUGGGGUGCGACAUAACUUCUCCCUCUCAGGCAAUUAAAAAAAAAAAAAAAAUUUGCUUCGGUUAUAAAAGGAAAGAAAUCAAGAGUCAUUCCUGUAUUUGAGAAGGUAAAGCCAAAAUUAGCCUCUAGGGUUUUAAUGAACAUGACCCCUAUAGAAAAGUCACCCCAAAAAAAAAAAAGAAAAAGAAAAAAGAAAAAAAAAAAAAACCUUGUAUAAAUUAUUUUAUUUAUUAUUGUAAUUAGAUCUUCACAAUCAAAGUUGUCUUUUCACCGUCUGUGUUUCGUUAAUGUGAAAUUGUAGUUAUAAGGAAAAGUUGGUUGCCUAGGGAACAAUAAUUGUAUAUUCAGUUUAACAGAAAUAAAAGAAUAUUUGUCUUAAAA
Molecule: messenger RNA, 3806 nt
Organism: Lontra canadensis (Northern American river otter)
Lineage: Eukaryota; Metazoa; Chordata; Mammalia; Carnivora; Mustelidae
Gene: DMTF1
Product: cyclin D binding myb like transcription factor 1
Exons: 18
Coding region: 265-2550 (761 amino acids)
Biological process (GO): regulation of transcription by RNA polymerase II
Cellular component (GO): nucleus
Molecular function (GO): DNA-binding transcription factor activity, RNA polymerase II-specific; RNA polymerase II cis-regulatory region sequence-specific DNA binding
Source: RefSeq, a predicted model, not a curated record